Messenger RNA from Aspergillus uvarum CBS 121591, 864 nucleotides. RefSeq lists its product as uncharacterized. The coding region runs from base 53 to 451 and encodes 132 amino acids. The transcript has a single exon. NCBI's taxonomy places the organism in Eukaryota, Fungi, Ascomycota, Eurotiomycetes, Eurotiales, Aspergillaceae. The record is from RefSeq and is a predicted model, not a curated record.
CAGAUUUCUCUGGACAUCUUAUUGACAAUUUUGCUAUAAUUUUAUAGUGGAAAUGCUACAGUGGUUGGUUCCUCGUCUGCUCUCCCCGAAUUUCUCAUGGCCGGAUUAUAGGGCGACAUUUCUCAGCAACCAACUACCACCCAUUCCUCGCUUAACUCACCUCCGUAUCCGUCAAUUUUGGGGUUUUAUCCAUACAUACCUUAGACGAUUCUCUCGGUUAUAUUGCAGCUGGGUCGGAGUCGCCUACGACAAUCAAAUCGCCCAGCUUCCUUUUGGGCUUAUUCUAAAAUGGUCGGAUGGUACUCGUCUAGAGAAAGUUUUAGCUAUGCAAGUUGCUAGGAAAGCAGGCUUACCCGUGCUAAAAGUCAUCUAUUAUGGAGGGCAUGCUGAUAGCCCUUAUGCGCCGGUUUCAAUCCUAAUAACGCGUGUUCCUGGCAAGGAGUUAGGUUAAGUUUUCGAUACACUCAGCGACGAAGAGAAAGAGGCGGUGUUCCGACAGCUUGAUCACUAUUUGACGUCUAUAAGGAACUGGAAAAAUCCGUGAGGCAAGAGUACAAUCUGCUCCAUAGUGGGAACGCCUAUUAGAAGUGUUCGGGUACCCAAUCACCUUGUGGGUCCAUUCAAGUCAGAGCAAGAAUUCAACGAUUAUUUAAUGGGACCAGCCUGGUCGUCUGCGUAAGUCAUUGCACACCCUAUCACAGCAAGUUGCAACGUCAGACGAGGUCUAGUUGGGCUGUCUUGAAGAUUGGCACUAUGAUAGCAAGCUCAAUCAAAGUGUCUAGAAUGGGCCAGACUAUAUUUUAGGCUGAUUUAUCACCGCGCCGUACUAUUUUCGUGAAAGGAAUUGCCUCGCUUAGAAUCCUC